AUGGCUGCGCCUCAGCUGCUCUCUGCGAUGCUGGUGGCAGUUCUUGGCCUGUCCCAGGUAUCAGCUGUGGAGGUGCACACACCAGCAGAACUCACUGUGAAAAAUGGGACUGAGGCAAAGCUCCAGUGCACGUUUACAUCAUCAGAGGUGAUCAGCAGUACAGCUUCUGUGACCUGGAGCUUCCAAGCAGAAGGAUCACUUUCUAUGGUGUCGUUCUUCUAUUAUUCUAAUGGGAAGGCAUAUCCUGCGAAGGAUAUACCAUUUAAAGGCAGAAUCAGCUGGACAGGAGACUUGUACAAGAAAGAUGCAUCUAUCAGUAUAGCAAACAUGCAGUUUCAGGACAAAGGCAUUUAUAUCUGUGAUGUCAAGAACCCUCCAGACAUUUUGGUCACACAAGGAGAAAUCAGGCUCAGAGUGGUGGAGAGAGGUUGUAACAAUUCCACUCGAAACAUCAUCUGCAUAGCUAUAGGAGGUGUGAUUCUCCUAUUGCUCGCAUUUGUUGUGAUUACAGAUCAUCUCUUCUGGAAGGAACAAAGGUGCAAGAUGCCGAAACCUCUGGCAAACAUGGAAAACAAGCAAGGGUUUCCUAGUGAGCGCUCCAGGACAACACUAUUAUUGUAUCAAAAUGUAGGUUUGUGA
Messenger RNA from Euleptes europaea (tarantolino), 639 nucleotides. RefSeq names its product myelin protein zero-like protein 1. Bases 1 to 639 code for a protein of 212 amino acids. Gene Ontology annotation, cellular component: focal adhesion; membrane; cell surface. The record is from RefSeq and is a predicted model, not a curated record. The transcript is spliced from 5 exons. Lineage: Eukaryota; Metazoa; Chordata; Lepidosauria; Squamata; Sphaerodactylidae.